AUGGGCGCUGGCGUGCAACUCGAGUCAUACAUUGAUUUGUUGUGCCCGGACAGCAAGUCGGCGUAUCUAGGUCUGAAGAAACUGUCGGAGUAUUAUGAAGGUGACGAACUUUGCAUUCGUUUCGUGUUGUUUCCAUUGCCGUAUCAUCAGCACGCCUUUAAUGCUGCUGAGGCGACAUUUACUAUCACGACGAUUUUGCGGGACGAGAGUUUUACUACGUGGCUCGAAACAAUGUACGCUAAUCAGGACAGAUUUUGGAACAAAGCGACAAAGGACCUAAGCUCGAUGCAAGUAGUCGAAAAAUUGAAGAAGCUAGCUCAAAAAACAUUUCCGUCACUAACGGAUAAACAGUGGGACGAAUACAUGACAGGAUAUGGAGGAACGGAUGUGGACAACCUCGCCCGUGAAUCGUGGAAGUACGCGUGCUCGAGAGGCAUAUCUGGUACACCCUUGUACACGUUGAAUGGUGUCCCGUUCAAGGCUGAUGCUGACUGGACUUUCGAGCAAUGGCGUGAAGUUAUUGACCCACUUGUGAAAUUCAAUCAACACACCAAAAAAUCGCAAGUAGAUGCUCAGCUUUGGAAAAAUGUCCAUUUGAGUGGAUCUCCUCGUACAUUGCCGGAUCGAACUGUUUUACAUCUUGUGCGCGCUGAUGGAUGGAAUAUUGCUGAACAGGCAUGCAAGCAAAAUACUGGUGGCGAAAUUGCAUGCGAAUUCGCUCCUGGUCGUGUCAUGUGCUGCAAGACUGACGAAGUCUGUAUAUUACGCGAGGGAUGCGUCUUGUUGCAAUAA
Molecule: messenger RNA, 792 nt
Organism: Plasmopara halstedii
Lineage: Eukaryota; Oomycota; Peronosporomycetes; Peronosporales; Peronosporaceae
Exons: 3
Coding region: 1-792 (263 amino acids)
Source: RefSeq, a predicted model, not a curated record